AUGUUUAUAACCGACUUUAUUAAGCGCAAGUUAGAAUCAGUGUUGCAACCAUGGCUGCUGCAAGAACCGGAGUUGGAACUCAAGUUAGGGUUUCUUCGUUCUCAUGGAAUCGCCAAGAGCCUCCGCUUCAAUACUUCAGCACUGAACGCGCUUCUAGACGAUUCUACUGGCUUUUACUUCACCGACUUCAGAAUUGAUCAAUUGACCCUCCGGAUUACCAACUGGUCUGCUCCUGCAUUCAAUUGGGAAGUUCAAGGUUUCCAUAUCACUAUAUCGCCGAGGAUAGUGGAGGGGAGGGGAAGCAGCCGGGAACCAUCGGAGGUGUUGUUGGAGGACAAGAAGAAGGUUUUACGUGAAAUUGACCCUGAGGGUAGUGAAUUGUUUGAUAUCAUGGAAAAGCUUGCGAAUAUUUCCCCAUCAAGGAGCCAGAAAACUUCCCUCCCAAAGCUUAUCCUGAAUUAUUGUUCCUUACAGAUGACUGAUAUCAAUCUACAACUGCAACAUGCCAUCUCAGAUGACUCCAUUGCAUGCUUGUUGGAGAUAGAGGAGCUUAAUGCAGGCUCUCGACUUGUCAAACCUCAAUCUUUCCUCAGAGGGUACGUCAAUUCACUUAUUGUAAAUCCUAAAGAGAGCUAUUUUGAUCUUGAAAUCAGAGGUUUAAAGAUAAGAUUGAAGAGCCAUGAUCAUCUUAGCCCAGUGUUUUCUGCAACCGAUAUUAUCUGUUCCUCAAAGUUGAGUGAUCUUCAGUUGAGUGAACUCAAUUGUUCAAUUGAGGAAUUACUGUUUUCAUUUUCUCCAGCAGAUGUCUCUGUUUUAUCAAUUAUUGUGAGGGAAUCAUCAAGAAAAUCCCCAUCAAUAAGAAACGGAAGACAACUCUGGAAAGAAACUGCAACCAGAAUUCGGUCAUUGAUCUCAACACGUAAAUGGUCAAUGCAGAAAUUAGUUGGUGUAGUUAUCCUAUGGUUGCGUUAUGUACAUGCCUGGGAGAAUUUGUUUUUACUGAUCGGAUAUUAUCCUAUGGACAUAAUGAUAAAAAGAUCAGCUGUAAAGAUGUCCAAAAACCAGAUGUUUUCAAAAACUUUUAGGCAUCAAUGGGAAGUAAUUUCUGAAAUUGAGAAAGGAAUACCUCCUCCAGCUAUUGCACUUGCACGUCGAGUCAUCCGAUGCAGAAAAGUCAACAAUGGUGUUUCAAGCAAAGAGGAGGUCCAAGUCAAUAGGUACUUGGAGUAUUUUCAAAAGCUAUUCCAAUUACUUUGUCUUAUAUGGACUACUUUGUGUAGCAUGUUUAACACAAAAAGAGUUGGAGUUCUUCCAAUAGAUUCCUUCCCAAAUCUUUGUUACAGACUAAACUUGGGAAAAAUUUCCAUCACCAUUUCCCCUGAUAACAACACUAAACAUUCUGUUGGGAAAAAAGCUGUUACAGACAGGAGGGUUUCACUUUCACACAUGGAUCUACUUUCUUUCUGUUUAAUACUUGAUUCAUUUAUCCUUCUUUACAACGAAAAUAUCUGUGAGAGUCAUUUGACUUUCUCCUGUGGGGGUGUCAAGGUUAUAAAUGACUAUGAAUAUUCUUCUAAAGGACGAAAGAAGCCUAAAGUUCUAGACUCAGAAACUGUCUUAUGGAGUAAGCCUGCUCUUGUUUUUAACCAAGAUCGAAUUUCUACCUCCCUCCCACUUCUGGAAACCAUUUUAAAUCAAACAUGGUUGGAUUGGAAGACAUCUUGUGCAGAAUUUGGUGAAAUUACGGAUGAGACCUUGAAAGAUCCCUUCAUUCUCUUUGAGAUGAAGCAUUUUUUGACAGAUCAGGGGGAGAGUAGCUUGAGUCAUCGAUUUACAAAAUGUUGUUUAGCAGUGGGACAAUUAGAUUUCUUUUUGGGAUAUUCAUCAGCAUUAUCAUUAACUCUACUUCUUAGGCAGAUACAGAAUGCUUUCAGUUGGGAGAAAGUACAAACUUCUACUCCAACAUUUGAGGCUCCAUUAGUGAGAGUCUGGGAUAUUGAUUCAUGUAUUGCUGAAAUGGAAAAGGAACUUCAUAAAGUAAUACCAGAAAAGCUUAUUGAAGUUGGAGUAUAUGUAGUUGGUCCUCGAAUCCGAGUAUCACUGAGAAAGGAUAGUUUGCAUAAAGCAGUUGAUGAUAUUCACCUUUCUUUUGAUUGUAAAAACAUUGAACUCUUGGUGUCACCCAGUCUAUUAAAUGAUUCAGCAACAGAGUGCAUGCAUAUGAUGGAGCUUCAAGUAGUUAACAUGGCUAAUUCCAAUAAUGGAAGCUACCAGUGUCAAGGGCAAAUAAGGCUUGAUGCAUCUUUAAAAAUUCAUGGUAUAAAUGCUUACCUUGAUGACUCAUCUGAAGUCCAACACUCCAAGAUUAUAACAGUAAAGCCAAUAACAGUUCAACUUUCAACACUAAGGAAGGAUAAUUGGUCUCUUGGAAAAAGUGUAAGCGCUUUCUCUGCAGUCCUACAUGGGAAUGCUUCAGGGAUCUCAGGUCUAAUAUUUGUUGAUGAAAUGUCUGUUUUAGUCGAGGUGGUUAAUAGUUUGAUCUUUGCUCUAUCAAACACAUUGAUCACAAGCAACACAUCUACUUCUAGAAAUUCUAAUUAUUUUGAUACUCAAGAGAUGUUACAUGUUAGUUCUGGAAAUGAGAUGCUGAUGAGUUCAAUUACUGGAAUGCCCUUGGUCAUUCUGACCACUCUCUAUAUUCUUAAAUGCACAUCUGAAAUCCAGUCAGUGGAUAUAAUCAUUCACAAGUCAAGGAAAGUCAAUGCCAUAGAGAAUCAAGUCACAAUCUCUGAAUCCUUUAUGAGCCAGAAUCUGUCUGCAAACUUCUUGCCUGAUAAUGGAAUUCAGAUUACUCUUCAGAAAAUGCAUAUGAAGUUCUCAUACAAAAAGAACCAAGGGAAAAUACAAGGGCUUGUUGAUUUCCUUGGUUUACGAGCUGUUAUUUUCAGAUAUGCAAAUGAUGAUGUCAUGAAUAGGUCUGAUCUCCAUAAUCUGUUAGAAAAUAUAUGUGAAUCCUCAGUUUCCAAUUGCAAAUUGGAUUUGUCUUUGACAAAUCUUCCCAAUGAAUCAUCAUUAUCCCACAGAGCAAUUGGUAGUUCUACUUCUAUUUCAAAUACUUGUUUCAAAGCAAAAAUUUCCUCCACUGAACUCUAUGUGGUAGGAUGCCCUUUAAAGGAUGUAAUAAUUGGAAAACAUGAGUCAAGUAAGCUUGAGAUAUCACUUUCUAUUGAGGGUGGCUUUCAGAAAAGCAUCUCUUGCCAUUGUCAGGGUGGCAUUAUCUUCCUUGAAACCACAUCAGCUGUGAUGUUCUCUCAAUGUGGAGAUUCAUACACACGUCGCAUCAAACAUCUAUUUCCAGUUUCCCAUAGUUCAAAUAUCACUACACUUGAAGCCUCUUCAAUCCAAGAGACACAAACUGCAGGCAUACCUGAAGAUCUUACCAUGCAUCUCUCUCAGUUUUAUCUUGCCUUAAUUGGUAGAGAUGAAUCUGGAAGACUUGAAGAGCUUCUGUUUAGUGCUGACAUGGAUUUGGACCUUAAAGUUGUGAAUAUGAAGAAAAAAUUAUCAUUUCGUCUUCCCCAAUUGUCAAUUCUUUCUCGAGUUCUUCAAGACUCUAUCAAACAUCAAAAUAGCAGAGUUCAGAUUCCUCUUAGGUCUUCUAGCACAGAUCCAUCUUUCCUUCAAGCAGCAUUAGUUCCAACAAAUGAUAUUCAUUCUGUAGCAAAUGAUGCAAGCAGCUCCACUUCUGAUUCACAUAUAGAACUAUCCAAUGAAGAUUCUCAUCAAGAUUCUGAAAACUACAUUUUGAGACAAUUAACUUGUUUCAUAGCAGCUGAAGAGCCUGUAGCAAGGGACUCUGCUGAUACAUCAAAAUCAACUCAACCUUGGGUUGGCAGUGGUUCUAUUUCAGGUUUUGAUGUGACAAUAUCAUUGUCCGAGAUUCAGAUGUUGCUAUCAAUUGCUGAAAUUUCUGGGGUCUCCACAAAAGAAACAACUGCCACUGUGCAGCAAAGGCAAUUGCAUAAUGAAGAGGAACCCAUGAGAAACCUGGAGGAGAUGAUCCAAGAUGAAGGUGAAGAUAGAAAUUAUCGUUUGUCUGGUUCAAUGCAUUAUUCACUUGCACCACAGAUGGCUCUUUUCAAGGUGAAGUAUCAUUACCAAAAAAUAUGGAAGUCUUCAUACCAAUGGUUUUCAUUGACUUCAUUGUAUGCCAAAGAUGAAUCAGGGGAACACCUGCAAUUAAACUGUAAUCCCAGAUCAAAUUUUGUUGAGCUUUCCAGCUCAAGUAACAGUGGAACAUCACUUUGGAGAUCAAUGCCUUGCAAAUCUGCAAGUUUUGAAGAUGAGAAUACAAUCGAAAGGGUCCCACUUCUCCAGAUGUCUAUGGUUGUUCCUGAAUUUAUAAUACAGAAAUCACAUGCUAAAGCCAGAGUGAUAACCAAACUUGUAACUGAGCUAUACUCGUUUGAUGCAAAGAGGAACUUAUGGAACACAUUUCUGCAUCCAGUUGAAAUAAACAUUUUCUGGAGAUCUAGGGUUCAAACCCAUGGUGUUUAUGGAGUGCCUGUUCAUUUGUAUGCUAGAGUUAAAGAGUUUCGUGUAUCAAUAAUCGAGCUUUCACUGGACAUACUUCUGUUUGUGAUUGGAAAACUGGAUUUGGCUGGUCCUUAUGCAAUUCAAAGCUCUGUGAUUCUGGGAAAUUCCUGCAAGGUUGAGAACCAAUCAGACCUAGUCCUCCUUUGUCAGUUUUCAGAUAAACAGUAUGCUAGAAUAGCCAGAAAACAGUCCACAACUGUUUUCUUAAGAAACUUGGCUUUAGACCAGCAUCCAGAAUCAGAAGCAUCAAGUGUCUCAAUCCAACUUGCAGAGAGAGGAGACUUUUUGACAUUUCCAAUUAAGUUUUCACUCUUAAAAUCUGGAACAUUUGCUUGGAGAACUCGCAUAGUUUCUAAAAAUGAUUCAAAAGCAUAUCCUGGGCCAUUCAUUAUUGUAGACAUUUCAUGGAAAUCUGAGGAUGGUUUGUCUAUUGUUGUCUCUCCCAUAUUAAAAAUCCACAAUCAAACUAACUUCCCAAUUGAGCUUCGAUUUCAAAGGCCUCAACAAGAGGAAACCCAUCAUGCUUCUUUAGUAGUUAAAGCAGGGGACACCAUUGAUGAUUCCACAGCAGCUUUUGAUGCCAUAAAAGCUUCAGGUGGAUCAAAAAAGGCAUUAAGAUCUAUGAGUGUUGGUAAUUUCAUAUUCUCUUUCAGACCUAAAGUUUCAGAAGACUCUCCAAGUUUCAACAACAUGGAAUGGUCUGAUGAACUUAAAGGAGGAAAAGCUGCACGUCUCUCUGGAUUAUUUGAUAAAAUAAGUUACCAUGUACGCAAUGCUUUUCCACUCGAAUCAGAAAAAUCUUCCUUCAGUACAGCUCGUGUUCCUUCAACAUCAAAAACAGGGGAAAUUGAUGACUUACACUUUUUAAUUCAAAGCAUCAAAAAAGAUGUUCCUAUUUUACAACCUGAUGGAUCAAAAGCUUCAGCAGUUGCACUAGUUGAACAAAAGGAAAUCUUUAUUCUUCCAACUGUUGAGAUUUCUAACCUAUUGCAGUUAGAGAUACAUGUGGUUUUAACUGAUAAAGAUCGUUAUUUUCCCCAAGAGAGUGAAAACAUGAGCAAACAGGCAACCAUUCCUUGUGGAUCAAGUGUUACUUUAUAUGCUAACCCUGAGGCAAUGUUCUUUAAUGUUACCUUAACUGCAUUUGGAUUAACUUGCAAAUCUGUAAAUUGUGGUGAUUGGGCUAAAAAGUUACUGAAGCAGAAAAAAGGUAAUCAAAACUUGGACAUGGAGUUAAACUUUGGUGAUGGAAGGUAUUUUGGUCUUUUAAGUUUGUCAUGUGGACAUAGGGGCAUACUGGAGGCUGCCAUAUAUACACCAUAUACACUCAAGAACAACACUGAUUUUGGUUUAUUUUGUCUUGCUCCAAAUCAGAACCCCCUAUCUAGAAAUGAAGUUGAGGAACUUUCUUCUCAAGGAUAUUCAAAGCUAGGAGCUUUUCUGCCUCCUAAGUCAACAAAAUCAUGGUUCUUAAGAACAAACAAGGUGUCCCUGAAAUUAAUGGAUGACAAAGCAAAUGAAGCUCUGCUAGACUUGGAUGCAGUCUCAGGCGUUACAGAGAUAAAUCUAGAAAUGGAAGAAAAACCAGGACUCGUAUAUAUUACAAAAUUGGGUGUUUCAUUACAUUCAUCUAUCAACACACAAACUCCAUCACAAGUAGUAUCUUUGAGUCCAAGAUAUGUUUUACUAAAUGAAUCAGAUGAAGUGAUCACUAUUCGUCAGUGUAACCUAGAGGAUGAUGUGGAGUGUAUGACAACUGUCAGUAGUAAACAGAGAAAAGCCUUACGACUUUGCAACAGAACUACUAAAAAAAGGGAAACUAGCAUUUUUGAGAAUUUCAUCAGAAAGCAUAGAAAUGGUGAAGAUGAUUCAUUGCUGUUUAUUCAGUUUUCUCCAAAUGAAACUGGAUUAGGUUGGUCAGGGCCAAUAUGUGUUGCUUCAAUGGGGAGAUUUUUUCUAAAAUUUCCAAGAUCUAUAAAAGAAAAAGACAAAGAAAAUGAAGAAAAUACACAAGAAUUUGCUGUUGUGAUUGUUUCUGAAGAGAAUUCGUCUCUUGUUUUACGCUUCCACAGACCACCUCACAUGAAUUUGCCUUACAGGGUUGAGAAUUGUUUGCGUGAUGCAUCAAUAACUUACUAUCAAAAGGGCUCAACAGAACUAGAAACUUUGGGAUCUGGAAAGCAAGUUAAUUAUGUAUGGGAUGAUUUAUCUCUUCCUCAUAAGCUAGUCAUCCAAAUAAGUGAUUUGCAUCUGCUACGUGAAAUUAGCGUUGACAAGGUGCGAGAAUGGAAACCCUUGUAUAAAGUCAGCCAACGUAGAGCAUUAGGGUUAAAUUUCCCUUUGGAUAAGAAGAAGACAGGAGAAAAGGAGUUCUUAGAAUUUGUGAACGUAAUGACAGCAGAAAAACUAAAUAGACAAUUCUACCCUGGUGCUAAAAUUACAUUAAGAGUCUCUAGAUUUUCUAUCCACUUCAGUGAACGUGCAAAACAGGAAGAAGAGUCAGAUGAGUCACUUGUCUACACACCAAUCAUUGUUAUGCGGCUUAAUAACAUCAGUCUGGAUUCCAUGCUUACUGAUCAACAAAGAUUGAAUCAACUUAGGGUUCAGUCUGUGAGUGUGGAUCAAAAACAAAUAAAAUACUUAUCCAUUGUUCUUCAGCCAUUUGAUUUGAACUUGGAUGAGGAAACCCUGAUGAAAAUUGUCCCUUUCUAUAGAACAUCACUCAGUGAUCCAAAUACUCCUAGUCAGCAGUAUUACUUUGAUCAUUUUGAGAUACAUCCAGUAAAGAUCAUAGCAAGCUUUCUCCCAGGAGAUUCGUAUUCUAGCUAUAAUUCAACACAGGAGACAAUGAGAUCUUUGUUGCACAGUGUGAUAAAGGUUCCUGAAAUAAAAAACAAGACUGUAGAACUGAAUGGUGUCCUGGUUACUCACGCUUUGAUUACAAUACGUGAACUUUCUGUCAAGUGUGCACAACAUUAUUCAUGGUAUGCCAUGCGUGCAAUCUAUAUAGCAAAAGGAAGCCCAUUGCUUCCUCCAGCUUUUGCUUCAAUUUUUGAUGACUUGGCUUCUUCAUCCCUUGAUGUCUUUUUUGAUCCUUCAACUGCCUUGAUCAAGCUUCCUGGUCUCACCUUAGGCACAUUCAAGCUCCUGAGUAAAUACAUUGAUGGUAAAGGCUUAUCUGGUACCAAACGUUAUUUAGGUGAUCUAGGAAAAACUGUUAAAACGGCUGGAUCAAAUAUACUGUUUGUUGCUGUGACUGAGAUAUCAGAUUCAGUGCUGAGGGGAGCGGAAACCAGUGGGUUUGAUGGAAUGUUUGGUGGGUUUCAACAAGGAGUACUGAAACUGGCAAUGGAGCCUUCCGUAUUGGGUAGUGCUUUUACAGAAGGUGGCCCAGAUAGAAAAAUUAAGCUUGAUCGUAAUCCUGGUAUUGAUGAGUUAUAUAUCGAAGGAUAUUUGCAAGCUAUGUUGGAUACAUUGUAUAAACACGAAUAUCUCAGAGUCAGAGUCAUUGAUGAGCAGGUUGUUCUAAAGAAUCUACCACCAAACAGUGUUCUCAUAGAUGAAAUUAUGGAUCAUGUGAAGGGUUUCCUCAUCAGCAAGGCAUUGUUGAAAGGAGACUCUUCUUUCUCUCAUCCCUUACAUCACCUUCGUGGACAAAACGAAUGGAGAAUCGGUCCAACGAUUUUGACUUUGUGUGAGCAUCUGUUUGUGAAUUUUGCAAUCGGGUGGCUGAGGGAGCAGGCGGGUGAUCUAACGGCUAAAAUCAAUUGGGGGGACAGGUUUAAGGGGGACCCACCAAAAGAAAUAACAAAAGAAGAGGAGAGUAGUAAGAUGUCUGUAUUGAAAUGGGGAGUUGGGAGGUUUGUGUUUGCAGGUAUGGUUGCAUAUAUUGAUGGAAGGUUAUGUCGGUGUAUACCUAAUCCUGUUGCAAGGCGUAUUGUUAGUGGUUUCGUCUUAAGUUUUCUAGACAAAACUCGUGAUAAAUAAUCAAUUCAAUCUCUUUUUUUUUUUU
Molecule: messenger RNA, 8608 nt
Organism: Lactuca virosa
Lineage: Eukaryota; Viridiplantae; Streptophyta; Magnoliopsida; Asterales; Asteraceae
Source: the annotation of a GenBank genome assembly